This is a messenger RNA of Cyclocybe aegerita, 579 nucleotides long. NCBI's taxonomy places the organism in Eukaryota, Fungi, Basidiomycota, Agaricomycetes, Agaricales, Hemipholiotaceae. The record is from the annotation of a GenBank genome assembly.
AUGGACGAAGAUGUUGCCAUGAUGGCCGUGGAUGGUCAGGAGACACCCACCUCGACAAGCAAUUCCCGGUCGGUUGCCCCACCGGCAUCGCCGCAAGAUCUCAGCUCUGUUUGGACAGCGGAAAACUCAACCCAACAGCGAAUUAUCCAAUUCAUUACCCGAUGGCCGCCAAGCCGCACACCGUUCGCGUAUGGACCGUGGAUUUACGCGUCGCGAGGAGGCAUGAGCGAAGGGAUCGCAGGACAAAACAUUCCCGGCCUGAAGGCAGCGUUCCAAGCCCUCCUAGGUGCAGGCCGGGUUACCGUCGACACGGUUGACCAAAUCUCAAAGACAAACAACGUGGUGACUGGCAAGUGGAUGGGCGUCGUCAAGGUUUCUACAUGCAAGGAGGGAGAAAAACAUGUAAUCUGCAUCUACGUCAACGAUUAUACCAACAAACCAGAGGUCGACGCGUUGCGCAAGGGCCUCAGGAGUCUCGGUGUCAAAUGGAGGAUUGGUUUCAAAACCGACGCGUAUACCCACCUCAACAUUUACAAAGACAACCCUUGGAACCUGCGGCCUUCGCGAUUCCACGAGUGA